AUGGGUUCCAUUAACAACGGUGGUGGUGGUGGAGGUGAGAACCACAUAAUUGAUGCUUUUGGAAGGCUCUUGACUUGUGUCUUGCGACAUAUGGCUUAUGAGCUAAACUUAAAGAUGAGGAAAGAUGAGCCAAAUUUGGGAUAUGAAAAGGAAUUAAUUUGGCCCAUUUUCUUUUACUUAAUUACAAAGCUUUCUAAGACUACUCUUGAUGACAAGGGCAAUUAUGUCCUCUGCACAUAUAAAAGAUCAAAGUUUGGUGUGAUUGAAGUGUUUUUGGGGUUGCAGGUGCAUGGAAUGCUAUCACAGAUGGACCCCGCAUUGGUGAGUUAUUGUGAAAAAAUAGCAGAAAACGGGGGCCCACUCACUCUGCCUGAAAAAAUUGGUGGAUCUGUUCAUGUUGCUCAAAUGGAAACAACCAUGACAAGGGCAAGUUCUCUUCUAUGGAAUGUCCAACCAGAAGUCAAUGUGGAUCAGAGCUAUGAAGAUAUUAAGCUUAAUCGUGGAAUACAUGAUGCACUUGCAUCUGAAGAGGCUUUCUUCCAAAGUCAUCCGAAAGCUAAAGCUCCAGAACUCUCUGCCAAGAAAUUAUUUGGUGACUUGCCACGACUUUGGCAUCGUGUCAAAGCCCCCCAGCCAAAAGAUGUUGCCCAACUAGCUCUUAAAAAGAUGCCUUCAACCGAGCAAGAAACCAUAUCGAUGAGUGAGUAUCAGCGAGGUGUUGGUGCUUGGAAUUUUGACCUUGAAGAUCUAAAAUUCAAAGCAUCCUUGGAAGCAUCCAAUUCGAAGGCUACUACUAUUGGCAAACAUUCCACAAGAGACAUUGAAUCUAGUGAUGAAGUUGUCCCAUCUGAAUCCCUAAUCAAUAAAGAAAGUAAAGUGCCAAAAACUGAUGAUAAAGGAAGUAUUAUUGUUGAAGAAAAAAGCAGAAAAGAAACUGAGAAACCAGAAGCAGAUAAAGAAGCAGCAGUAGCACAUGCUAAAAAUAGAAUUUUAACAACAACAGGAAUAGGAAGAAAUCGUUAAACACAGAGUGCACCUCUUGUGGCUGUUGCAGUCUUGAAUCAUUCAAAGUCUGAUAGGACUUGUACUUUAGAAAGGUGUGAAAUCCAUCAUCAGCUCCAAUUUGUUGAUAAAAUCCAUCAUCAGCUCCAAUUAAUUAUGGGUUCCCAAGUAUUUAUGUUGCUGACCCUUUUCAUUUCGUGAUCAAAUGAAAUGAAUUUUGUUCAAUAUAUUUUGUUUUUGAACCAAUGAUUAGGUUUUUACAAAUCUUUCUUAAAGCAUAUGGCACUUUGGUUUAUUAUAUUUUGUCACGUCAACGGUAAGUUUUCUGUCUUGAGUUGUUUAUAUACUAUUGGUUCCCUUCAAUUACUCAUCUCCAUUAUGGAAUUCAAGUCGUGCAUAAUAUCAAUUAGUUAUGUGCCAGGGCAGCCUUCCAGGUCUGGUGGUAUGUUUUGUGUUGAUUAAUUGUCACUCUCUAGAUAUGUAUAUGUAUAGAAAGGAAUUUUUUAACAUGAACAAGGAUAAAAGUGUAAUGGUUUGGUUGGUUUUCUUUUCUGAUUUGAACUGCCCGACACUCCUGCAAAUUCAAAAGGAAGAUGGCACAGGUAAGGAGUAUCCUUUGGGAGCUGCCUUUGAGGCCAUCAAAAAUACUUUGAUUCAAGGCAAUACAAAACUCUUAUUGGUAGAUCAUUUUGAUUCCACUCUCAUACAUACAUACCAUGUGUAUUAUUAAUUAGUUGAUAUUGAUAUUGUACAACUGACAUGAUUAUCGUGUAGCAUUUCCGUGUUGUUCUUUAUUGAGUGUUGGGAUUCAUAUUUAAGCUAAUAGACAUGAUCAUUGGUUGGAUACAUGAAGGGUUUCCGAGCUUCUUAUGACAGCUUAAUCAUGAGUUACUUAAAAAAGAAGGUUCCCUUUAUAGUAAUGUAGUAUUAGGUUAUAUAGUUAGGGAAAACCUCUUAAUAACAAUGUACAAUCAGAU
Messenger RNA from Lactuca saligna, 1979 nucleotides. NCBI's taxonomy places the organism in Eukaryota, Viridiplantae, Streptophyta, Magnoliopsida, Asterales, Asteraceae. The record is from the annotation of a GenBank genome assembly.